AUGAAAGACUAGAAAAGGAGACAGAAUGGAAUCGUUUCUUCAAAUAUCAGACUCUAACUAACUGUAUUGGAAUUACCUCUGUUGGAAGCGAAAUGUUUCCUGUAAUUAGUCAUGUGAUGAUGGAGUACUUGACACCACAUAUUCUUUCUGUUGAAUAUGUUGAAAUAGCCCAGUGUUUGUAUUUUAAUGCGAUAAGAACUGGAGUAGAAAUAGUCGAUUCAUAUAAUGAG
Messenger RNA from Dentiscutata heterogama, 230 nucleotides. NCBI's taxonomy places the organism in Eukaryota, Fungi, Glomeromycota, Glomeromycetes, Diversisporales, Gigasporaceae. The record is from the annotation of a GenBank genome assembly.